This is a messenger RNA of Xyrichtys novacula (pearly razorfish), 28927 nucleotides long. NCBI's taxonomy places the organism in Eukaryota, Metazoa, Chordata, Actinopteri, Labriformes, Labridae. The record is from the annotation of a GenBank genome assembly.
GCAUACCGUAGCUGGGCGGAAUAUGAGUGCGUAUGCGGGAACGGCGUAACAGAGAAACUAGGAAUAGCUGACUGGGUUUGUGAAGCUAAAUUAACCUUAUUGUGUGUUAAGUCGUUCACACGCGUUGGGGUUAUUCAAACUCUACAUGUUUUGUAGCGGCAAGUUUCUUGAACUCGCUGUCUCCGCGGAUAAUUUGUUGUUUUACACCCUUUGAGAAGAAUGAAUGCUAACAUCGGUUAGCCACCCAGAUAACAACAAACGCAUCACACGCCCAGGUUAGCAUCCAUAUCUCAGACACUCCUCUCCCACGGCUGAAACCAUGGCCUUAUCUGAGACAGAUAACGGGUCCUCCGGUGGUGAACCGGACGCUAUUAUAAAAACAUGUGUAUUAGGAGGUUUCAGUGAGAGCCGAGAGACCAAAGCUCUCAUCUCCACCCUGCCGCAGCUCCAUGGAGACUGUGUGCAGAGCGAGUCCGCCAUUCAGAGGUUCUUGGGUGAGACAGUCAUCAGUAAACCACCUGAUUCUUCAAAAUUUCUUAAUUAGUGCUUUGAAAUGUUCAUCACAUCCAUUUCCUCCCCCAGUGAUCAUGAACAGAUAUCAGGAGCAGCCAAACCUCCUGGACCCACAGUUAGGUACACUGUGAUCUCUUUCUUCUUCUUCUUGGGUUUACAGUUUCUCUCAGUCGCUUUGGUGCAUUUCUUUCACAUCAGAAUGUGUAUCAGUAACUUUCAUACAAUUCUCUGCUGUUGUAUAACAUAUCAUUUGCUUCUGUCAUGUCAGUCAAAAUGAAACAUACUUAUGAAUGCUGAAUAGUCAUUCCCUAUAAAACUAAUAGUCCACAUUUCAUUGCUGGAGUCAUUACGUACAAAAAUUGUUCAUAAACAAUGAUGUCAGGACUUAUAAUUUUGAUGACACAGACGGUUUCAUUGACAUGAAUACUUGUUUUUAAGGAAUCAACUAUUCAUUUUGUGCAAGUGACACGCUUUUGCAGGUUAUCCACUAGGUUUUGCAGUUUGUACUAAUAGUUUUGAGAAAUGCACCAACUGUUGAGCAAAUGUUAAAGCAAAGCAAACUGAGAAAAACUGUAAUUGGUGGUUGGCAAAUGGUACACUGUGAUCAGAGGACACAAAGUAAUUUAUAUUUCUUUUACUCAUCAAGAUUAACACACCUUUUCAUUUUAACUACCUUAGAGUGGAUGCUGAAUAUGAUCCUGGAGUUUGUAAGAGAUGAAUCGUCUCCCCCUUCGCUGGUUCAUUUGGGCUUCAAGUUUCUCUACAUCAUCUGUAAGGUCAGUGUGUCAGGAUUAUAUGGCCUACAUUAGCUGCCUCUACUCCUGUUAUAUGACAAAUCAAUCAGGAUGUUUGUGCUUUUUUUCCCUAAACAGGUCAGGGGUUAUAAAAUCUUCAUGCAAAUGUUUCCUCAUGAAGUGGCAGAUGUCCAGCCUGUGUUGGACCUGCUGUCCAGGCAGGAUCCUAAAGACACAGAGGUAAAAGGAAAAUAUAAACAUUUAAGACAAUAUCAGAUUCGUAAAUAUUGUCUUAAAUUAAUAACUGUGUAUUAUUUCCAUCUGUUCAUUCCAGACUUGGGAAACUCGCUACAUGUUGCUGUUGUGGCUGUCUAUGACCUGCCUCAUUCCAUUUGACCUCUAUCGUCUGGAUGGUGAUCUGGAGUCAGUUAGCGGCAGGGUCAGAGAGUCCACCAUGGACCGUAUUCUCGCCAUCGCAAAGGUAAGUGAAGAUGAUACUUUAUUCCUUCAGUGUUUGAGUAGAUGGUCUGUGUAUCUUGGUCUUGCUGCAUAUAAUGUCUUGGUACUGUUUUAGAGAUUUGACCCAUGAAUAUAACCUCAGCAACAUAACAUAUGAAUGGAUUUUAAUCAUUACAUUGUUUAUGUUUCAUCCUACAUUUGAAGAUUGUGAUAUUUUUCUGCGAUCAGUUAAUUCAACUAAAUAACAAUAACCUUCUUUUUCCCAGUCUUACCUGCUUGUCAAUGAUAGUCCCAGAGAUGCAGCAUCUGUCCUGGUGUCAAAGUAAGUAAUUGAUCCGCAUGCAUAUAAUAACAGUAAUGACACAACUGGACCAGCUGACUGAAAUUGCACAGCCAUUAGAUUUCUUUGUAACAAAAGAAAAAACAAAUAUAUACAAAGAAUUAAGAUAUAAAGCAAUGACAGGAAUGUGAAAGAAAUAAAGUAUAAUAGAAUAAAAUCAUAGAACACUAUAUAACCUGUAAAAAACCACUGUAAUGCAGCAAAAGACACAGUUUAAACAGAUUUCACUAUUUUUUCAGGUGAAGUCUGUACAGCAUAGUUAAUAGCAUCAAAAACACACGUAUCCAGUUGUGUUUCCUUGUUAAUAACUGAACUGUAAGUAUAUUAUAAUAAGUAUCAUCAUAUCAUAAUUCGAAUUACAUAUCAAUCAUAGUUGGAGUCCAGCUGUGAAGAGCAGCUUAGAAAGGCAUAAAGCAGAAUUGUAGUUAAGCUCUUGCUUGAUAAGUUUCUCAAGAAAAGUUUUACGGCUUGUCUCCAGAAACUUUUUAGGAAAGUUUUCUUUGUUGCUACGGUAGAAUUGUUUUUACCAAUUAUUGUCAGUGAAGUCCUUUUCAUUUGCUUAGGAUAUCUUGACAAGAAAUUUCUGUCUGGGCCUGUCAGGUUAGGGUGGCCCCAUCAAAAGUUUAAUGACACAUUUUGACUAGGAAAGAGAAAAAGACACCCAGGAAGAUUUACUUGAAACAAGCUGAGUAAGAUGGGCUUGAAUUGUAAUAAUAGUAGUUUUUAUCUGUAAUACUUUUCUCGGCCAAUAGAUGUCACGGUUCUUCAGUGAAUGUCUUCACAAGUGUCGGCGUUUGUUUAUCCUCAUUAAAGCUCCAUCGCUUUCUUGUUUUACUGCACAUGACUGCACAGGUUCAUGACACGCCCUGAUGUGAAACAAAAGUGCCUCGGGGACUUUCUGGACUGGAGCCUCACCACUGUAUCUGAAACGGGUGACCAGUCAAUGAAAGACAUCAUGGUGCUGGACGGGGCUCUGCAGUCUCUGGUAAACACCUCUCUCUCUCAAGCAGCAGUCAUACCAGGCUGUAUAUAUUUGAUGUUAGUGUGUUUAGUUUACAGUGUUGCAUUAAAACCUGCAGAGAGUAGUUUACAAGAGCUGACAUGACUGGUAUGUCUCACACAAUGCCUGAUGUGGUUUUGGCAGGUGUGUAAUGCACCUGCUGUGUGUGAUCUGGUGCCUCUAGUGACUUAUGUCAGUUUAAUCCAACCCUUUAAGCCAAACGGUUCCUCCGUGAAUGGGAACAACUUUGUGGGCUCACGGUUCUAAAGAAUUCCCUUUUUUACAACCCGAUACCUCGAACAUCACACGUGUUUUCCAACCAAAUUUUCAAACCACUUCCUGGGAGCCGAACUAAUGUAGAUCAGCCCUCAGGCAAGUUCAUUAGCUUCAUAUCGAUGGCAUGUAAACUGGCAUAGCAUGUUUAGAAAGUGUCCCUUUGUGAUUAAUUUCUUUAAAGUGAACCUGGCUCCAGACCAUGUGUUGCUCAGGGCGUUUAAAACUGGCUCUGUUUGUUCAGUUGACAAACCUAGAGGAGCCACACUUGCAGGGUUUUACUUCUCGUAUUUAUUUCGAUUAAUGGUCAAGUUCUGUAAAGAUUCCAGAUCGAACGACAGAGGACAGAAAACUUCUGCAGACAUGUAUUUUUUAAAAUGUGUCUUUUAUUGUCAUUUUUGUCAAAAUGUAUGACACCUUUACAAACUGUUGGAGGAGAAUUUUAGAUCGAUUUGUUUUCUUAUUUGUGUCCUUUAGGCUAAACUUUUCAAACACGGGAAACGAGAUGACCUCCUCCAGUAUGGUAGGUUUCCUUUUCUGUACCGAAGUGACGAUUAAACAUCUUUCUCCCUACAUGAAAGUCAAAGCACACGCUGCAUGUUGUGAACAGGAGUUGUUGUCGCAUGUGACAGUCUAGGUUGUACUCUUUGCUUAAUUGUUUCGCUUGUGGUAACAGAAAUAUUUGUGUUCACAAAUCUUUAUCUAACUGUUCUGUGCCAGAGGGGAGAUAUUUGAAUGCAAAGACUAGAUGAUAUUUAAGUAACAGAAGGUACUUUCUGUCAAGUCUGCCAAACUGGAUAAAACGAGUGUUUAUUAGUUGAUAUAUAUGAUAAAUAAGCAAACCAUUUGGAAAUAUUCAUGUCCAAGUUGACAAAAUAAUCGGCUUUUUAUUUGAUGAAAGACGCCAAAGGAUCUUUUUUGCCAAAUACCUCCAAAUGUGUUCUGCACAUUCCUGUAAAAAUGUAAAAAAAAAAUCAUUUAGAUCCAGAAAUGAAAUAAAAAAUUGAAUUAAUGUUGUUUUUCAAUUUCCUAGCUCCUACAGUCCUUCAGUGCCUGGAGAAGAAACAUCUCCCUGAUAGCAGUCAGGCCAUGCUGAGGAAGCUCGGGGUCAAACUGAUCCAGAGGCUUGGACUCACCUUUCUAAAGCCACGUUUGGCUGCUUGGAGGUCAGGAAUGAUACCCAUUUAUCAAUAAUCAUAACUUAAUUUUUAAUUAAUACUUUGUGAAUCAUUUGGUUAUUGAAUGUCAAAAAUGAGAAAAUAACACAUCACUGUUUUCCACGGCACCAACCGACAUCUCCACAUUGCUUCUUGUUUACAACAAACAAUCCAAAAGCUAAGGGCUCAUAAUUAAAUAUCAUAAAUGCCAAAAGAAAUUAGUAAAUCCUUUUGGUUAAGAAUCUGGAUGGAACAAGUCCAACCCCAUUUUUUUAAGAGAUGGAACAAAAAUUCUGUUUGGCGAAAACUGCAGGAUUUGAAGCCCAUUGUCAACUGGAAAAGAGGCAAAGACAACAAAUCAUAUCUAAAAACAGAAAGAUUAUAUUGCUUUAUGAAAAUAUUUGCUCAUUUUGAAUUUGAUGCAAGUCACACAAUUGAGAAACAGUUUGGACGGAGCUGUCACCUUCAUUUUGUAUCAGCUCUUUUUUUUAACAACACUGUAAACACUCGGGAAGCAAGGGGACCAGUUCCUGGAGUUUUACAAGUGUUGUGUUGUGUUGUUUUUGUUUUUGCCUCCCAGUUGUAUUUUUUGUCAGUAUACUCCAAAAGUUAAAAUAGUGACGAGUCAGCACCGCAGUUAAGUACCCAAACUCUUGGACUACUUUGCCGUGUUGUUGUUACACAUGCAAAUUUAGUUUGGCAUCUUCUUGCUGUAAUAUGCUUUUCCAGGUCUUUCCUGAAAAAUGCAUCGUCUAAGUGGCAGCAUAUGACGCUCCAAACCUGUGUGUAUCUUUCAGCAUUAAUGGGGUCUUCCCAGAUGUGUAACUUAGCCAUGUCAUGGGCACUUCUGCAUCCAUACACCAUCAGGGAUACCAGCCUUUAAACAUCUGUGGAUGCAGAGUCAAACUGUGUUCAGAGACGGUAGCUUUUAGAUGUGAUUUUGGCCCACAGUGAUUUCCCCUGUAGAGUCAUGUCAGAUUCAGCCUCCCUGGAGUGCCUUCGUGUUUCUAACCUGUUGCAUAUUAAUGUAAUUUGUUUCGGAGACAUUCCUCUGGGUGUUUUUUUUUUUGGCAUUGCACAACUUUUUCAGUGCUUUGCUGUCCCUGUCCCAACUGUAAAGAAACUUGUUUCUUGCGUCACAUUUAAAAUGAACAGAUAUUUUUGACUUAUCAAGAACAAUUUUCAGUUUUGACAUUUGAUUUGUUGUAUUUGCUUUAUUAACAUUUUACAGAGCAUCCCAACUCUUAUAGAAAUGAGGAUGUUAACAUUUAUUUUUGCUAAAAAGCUAAUAAUAGAACAGAUAAGUUGUACAGAAGUUGGCUUUUAAUUGAUAGUCAAUUGACUGUUUUAUUUGGAGAGGCUUAAGCUCUGGAAGCUGACACUAACAAAGACAUUUAAGGACUAUUUACAGAAGACUUAAGUUUUCUUAGUUCGUAAGUAUGUCCCUAUUUAUUUAGUAAUUGUUUAUAUGAUAUCUCUUACACGUUUUUCAGGUAUCAGAGAGGCAGCCGCUCCCUUGCAGCAAACCUCUCCAUGUCCCAGUCUGCUGCAGCUACAGCUGCCGUCACUCCAGAUGUGGAGACACGAGAACAGGAGGAGGACUACGACAUCCCCGAAGAAGUGGAGACUGUUAUCGGUCAGUUUCAGCCUCCAUGCAAAGAGAUGAAUCACAUUCGAUUUGAUGAUUGCAGGGAACUCAUUGUUUGUCCGUGUGUGAUUUUACAGAGCAUCUUCUGGUGGGACUUAAAGACAAGGAGACGAUAGUGCGCUGGUCUGCAGCAAAGGGGUAACCGUGCUCAUACAUAUGUCAUCUUGGAAAGUGUAACUUUUGAAAAACAACCUUGUUGCUACUUGUCUGUGAUGAAUAAGGACUGCUUAUCUGCAGGGGUUUAUGCGUUACAAUAAUAAUCUGUUUCUUGAAUCUCUUCAGCAUUGGCAGGGUGACCGGGAGGCUUCCCAAAGAACUGGCAGAUGAGGUGGUUGGUUCAGUGCUGGACUGCCUCAGGUAGUUUCAUUCUGGAGGCAAAUUGACUUAACUUGUCACUCUGUCCUGUCCUUUAUGCUUUCUUUGAUAUUUAGUUGUAUUUUCAAUCAGGAUGAUAAUCCACUAAUGCAUCAUCUUUGACAUUUUCUGUGCUUGUGUGUGUGUGUUUGGUUUUCAAGCUUUCAGGAAACUGACAAUGCUUGGCACGGAGGCUGCUUGGCACUGGCAGAACUGGGAAGGAGAGGCCUGCUGCUGCCUUCCAGAUUGACGGAUGGUACGUGGAAAACAAAUGUGAAAAAUAGUUACAACAGAACAUGAAUAAGUUCUUGACAAUACGUUUAUUUAACAUAUAUAUAUUGACAGUACAGAAAGACGUCUUUACAUAUAAAAUAUUUACCUUACAAAUAUGUUUAAAUAUUAAAAAUAGGGGUGUCCCGAUACAACUUUUUGACUUCGGAUACAAUACAGAUAUUGUAGCCUUCAGUAUUGACCGAUAUUGAUCAGAUAUCGGCACAAACUUGUGCAUGACAAGUUUUGCACAGCUGCAACGUCUUUUUCGGACUUAAACAAAAAUUACCGUCACACUGCCGACACCACUCCUACUCCAUGUUACUUUGUUAGUACCUUAGUACACACUCAUGUUGUGAUUUUGUGGGCUCUGCAUGCUGGAACAAGGCGCUGCUAGAUAGAGGUGCUGGAGUGGAGUCUGGAAUGGACUGCUUGUAUCAGAGAGCUGACAUCGGAGGUUUUAGUUGCAGGACAAUAUCAUCCGAUAUUCAUUUUUUCACUGAUAUCGGACCGAUAUCCGAUAUCAAUAUCAUAUCAGGACACCCUUAAUUAAAAACCCAAGUAAAAGUUGCCUUUCACCUUUUCAGAUCCAGUGAGAACGUUUCAUAAAAUGCACGAACCAAUGACAGCGAGUCUUUGUACAUGACUUUAUAUUCAGGGUUUUGGCAGUGCUAUACAGUAGAUAUUAGAUAACUCUGAUUUUCAGUGCUUAAUUAAAAAAACAGCAUAAAUCUUUAAUAAGUUUAUCUUAUCCCGUUGAGGCUUGCAGCAUUGAGGGACACAGAUGAUCCGUCCUUAUUGCAAAUUAAUCAAAAAGUCCUUUUUUUUUUUAGCAGCAGCGAGGCCGCCUCCUCAGAGCCCGCCCCGCUGCUUUCGCUCUCUUGUUUGGUUUAUGGCAGUUGCUGUCAGCGAGGUUGCUGUUCGCUCUUUUCACGCCUGUUGCUUUCGCCUUGGUUGUUCUUUUGGUCUUCUUUGGAGAGUCUGGCUUUUUAGCCUCCGGGUGCACAUCAGCGGUGCUGAAGUCACACGAAGAGGCGGCAGAGCUUGCGAUGGCGAGCUGACAGAGGGCGAGUGCAGCAGUUUGCCUCUGGUCACACGGUUCGUCCUCCUGCUCUCCUUCGGCAUCUGACCCCUGCAGAAGAUCCUCUGAAGUGUGAGUGGGGCUGCUGUAAGAGGCUCGCAGGCUGAGGUUAAGAGGCACAUCCACUGUCUUUGAUUUCUCUAAAUCCAAGCAGCUUGAUCUGUGAUCUGAGGGACUGCUUUCCCUCUCCUGGCUUCUGAUCGAAAGAUUGAGGGGCGUCAGAUCUUCUCUCUCGGCUUCGGUUUCCUUUUCCGCAGUUUCUUGACACGGCUCAGAGACAGACGUCGGAGAAAACUUGCUGCUUUCAGCUGAUCUGAAAUUGAGAAAGAGAGAAAUUAGAACCAUAUUUUUAUAAACAGCAGCUAAAAUAAACAAAAAAAAAAUCUGUUUCUGAAGAGGUACUCACCCUCCAUCCACAUGCAGGUUUCUCAACUGCAGCAAACUUUCCGCGGACUCUUCCCGUCUCUCAUCAGACUCGGUGGGCUGUGCAGGAUUAGCUGUAUAUCCCCCUUGAGUGGUCGUCUGUGGCACACCUAUGUUGGUGUAGUGGGGUGCCUCUGUGUCUCUCUGGAUUAUGUGCGCAUGAUUUGGUCUGUCAGGGGACCCCAAGGCCGAGCAGCCCUCUUUAGGACUCAGCCUGGUUUCCUUCUCCUCGCUCUGCCCGUGGUUGCCCUCCUCUUUCGUAGACGUGUUGAGGAUGUUGUGACCGGGAUGUGAAUGCAUGUAAAAGUCAUAAUCCUUCCGCCCCAGCGUUGGGCCGUACAAGUCCAGAGGAAGGUAUCUGGGUCCUGUAAUUGGCAUAGAGAGCUCAUGGGGUCGGUACAGGGUGUAAUGCAAAGGGGGACCUGGAGUAAGAGGGUGGCAGUAUCUGUAUGGGUAUGGAGGAAAGAGGUGAGGUGGAGCAAUAGGUUGUGGUACAACAGGCCUCUGAGGAUCCAAGAAUUGGGGCCGGAAAGAGGAAGAGUUUGCCUCGGUGGGACUGGGGUUUCCUGGGAGGUAGUAUGGAGGGUACAGAGGGCGGUCAGGUAGGAGGUAAGGAGGGUACUCUGGGACAAUUGGAGGGGGGAACGGUUUUAGAGGAAUGGAUGGUGGAAUCGUGCCCCACGGGAAGCCCGGGUGGCUAAAAGUGGCGACUGGAGCUUGCGAUUCCUCUGCUGCCUGCUGCACGGAUGGCUUGAAGGCUUCUGUAGCGUCGUUUUUGGGUGUGACAGGAGAGAAGGCAGAAGGGCGCGGUACAGACUUGUCCUCACCGCUCUCCUUGUUCUCUCUCUCUGUUACUGUAUUUGAUUUUGUCACACUCUGGCUCUCUUUAACAAGCGGCGGACUGUCACGCCCAACGUCUACUUCUUCAGUGUCGUCUCCUCUCUCGUCUUUGUUCUCUUUGGCUCUGUGUUUCUCCGGGCUGCUGCUCCGCGCUGCGGGCGGGGGGCUCGGACAAUCCUUCGACUUCACGGGGGCUCCCUUCGCUGCGGCCUUGACCUGCCGCGCUGUUGUCCCACUUUUCUGCGACAUCAGGGAGAUGGAGUUUUUGCACAGGUUGUAUUUCAUGUGGUUGAAGAGGUGGGACUUUUCGUUGCAGGUGAAAGGACACUGGAAACACUGGUACUUGAAGGGCUUGCCUGGCGGUCGAGGAAUGUAGUGUGGCCUUUUGGGUUUGCGUUCUUGGACAGUUUCCAUCUUGAAUGCGAAUAUCCUGAAAGAGAGAAACAUGCAUCGUCGUAAGAAGACAGUAGCACUUGAAGAAGAUGCUUUUAAAGCACACGAGACAGGUGUAAGAGUCACAGCUGAGUCAUUUCAGUUUGCACCAGGUCUUACUAGGCUCACUGUCUCGCUGUUAAGCUCAGAGUGGUUGAACUGGUUCCGUUGGAGAGCGGCUCGCAUCGGGAGGUUUUCCGCUCUGUGUUCUUUCGGCCGCGCAGGCAGAAAAAUCUCAAGCUGCACAAAACGCCGCACCCUCAGGCUAAUGUAUUCCUCCAACUGUUACUUCAAACUCCAAUGCACACCGAGCAGGAAGAUCAUUAUAUAUGAAAACCUGUCUACUGUAUGCAAAACACACAUGUUUGCAUAGCUGCGCUGGUGUCUCGGUGUGUUUUUUUUUUUUUUGAUGAUUGGCAGCUGCCUACAAACGCCUCCUGAUUGCUCAACUGUCCAUGUGCUCCGAUAUCUCAUCACUUAUUAGUCCUGUUAGGGGAAAAAGAGCGGCUGAGGUACCAGGUAGAGACAGGUGCUGCGCAGACGAGGCUCUUACUAACACAGGCCUUAAGGGCAUGCAGAGACAUGCUCCCUCUAAACCUUACUAAACUCUGCGCUGUCGGCGUGGGAACCAGCAGCCACCUGCUUCCCAUGACUACACCUGCGGGAUGUGCUCAUGCUUCUACCAGUCAUCAUCAUUUGGUUAUUUGAUUAUUAGAUGAGCUCACCUGCUCUAGAUAUACACAAGCAUGGGAAAUAAUGCUUAAAUACUCUCCCUGUGAUGUUCCUGCGAAUUUAGAGUCGUAGUGGCCGAUUCCAGCGAAACCGUGAAGAAGGUGGCGUCUGAAAUACCUCAGGUCGGCCUUUGAAAUGAAACAUCACCUUAAGCUGUGAGUUAAGUGCUGCCGGGCCGCCGAAUGGAGGAACCUGCUUGUCAUGCGCUGUCGCAAGAAGUCGUCCCUCAAGUUUCUGUGCAACUGUAGUGGCACGCAAAGCCACUCCCUUCUUAAGAGCAAAAAAUUCACUUGAAAUUCUCUUUAAAAAUGUUUUUUCUCAACACUUUGAGUUUAACCAGGUGAAAAUAUUUCUAUUUUACAAAUUCAUUAUUGAUCGAAAUUGAUUGAUUUCUAUGAGAUCAGUUUUCCACACUUUUAAUAACAGUUAGUAUUGUGAUGUGUAAAGGUUAGAAAGUUGUCCGAUAGGUUUUUUAAAGGGUUUGUAAAUAAGGUUGAGUACUUUGAAUGUUACUUGUGCAUCACUCUGGCAGAGUAAACAGAGGGAGGUUGAAAUCCACAGGUAACAGGUGCGAACAGUGAACAAAUCUCAAUAACUACACCCAACAAAUUAGCCGACACUUCACACAAUACAGGCUUUUUUUCAAACACACAGAAAGGCUUUAAGGAAGUGCUGUAAAAUAAAUAAGUUCAAAAUAACGCUGUUUCCUUGUAAAUAAAAAAUGGAUUAGAAAUGUACCUGCUCUGGCCGCAGCAGCUGUUUCCCUCUCCUGAACCUGAGCUACAGUCCACAGCCAGCCUCAGUAUCUGGUCCGGACGUCUGCUCCAGCGUGUGCUAAAAGUUGAGAGUGUGUUAGUUAGUGAGUGCGGUGAUGCAUUAGUCUGCUGUAUUUGGUUAGUUGUGUGGUGAGUUCCUUUCUCUGAGGUGUUGUCUCUCUAGUGGGUGGGGCUUCAGCCUUAAACAGCAGGGCCCUCAGGCAACAUUGAUGUACCUGAUAUUAGUCAGGCCUGGAGCGAUGAUUUACAUGAUGAGGUGGGGUGGGGGCUUUCACUCCCGCUUCAUCUCCUCCCCUCUGUGGAUAUCUUUGUGGAAAUGACAGACUUUUAACGACAAAGUGAAGUCUAGCCGUCAAGAUCAACAUUAUAUUCUCUUACUUUACCUGUUAUAUGAAUGAAACAGCACUCAAGGAAUACAGUCGGACAUGUUUUAAAACUUACCUCCUGAUUUAUAACCAUGUUCAGAAUUUUGAAUAAGACAUGCACAUUUAGAUGAUUCUCUGAGAAAACAGGAAGAUUAUGCAUUUAGUUUGGUGAACAUAGCCUCAAACUGGAAAUAGAUAAUCAACCGUGCAGCUGUAUAUGCACCAGUUCUUUCAAAAUAAAGGCAGAUUACAGCUAAACAUUAGAUUGCUCUUUAUGAAUGCAUAUAUAAAUUAAAUCUUAAAUGCUCAACCUGGUUUGGAGCAGCCCUGAUUAUAGUAUUAAAUUCAUAUACUGGCUCCUUGAUUCUAACAUCCCAAAAAAGUACAUGUAACAAGUGCAUGUGUUGAUUUGCGUUCAUCUUAAUCUACUCUUUUCUCGCAGUCGUGCCCCUCAUCAUCAAAUCCCUGACCUACGAGGAAAAAAGAGGAGCGUGCAGCGUCGGCUCCAACGUGCGCGAUGCCGCUUGCUAUGUGUGCUGGUCCUUCGCCCGGGCCUACGAACCCAAAGAGCUGGAGCCUUAUGUCGAUCAGAUUUCCAGGUAACCCUCCCCUCCCUUCUUUCUUGCCAUAAAACUUUCACUCUCACAGGUCAUGUCAAGCACAUGUUUUUAUCUGUCAAAAUUAACGGCGUAAUGACAUAAGAAAGGUUGGUACAGAUUGCUGUGUGUUAAUAUAAUUUGGAAAGUUUCUUCCUCCUUUAUUAAUUGACAUAAAAUGACUCUAUUGGUGUGUAGUAACUCAUUCGUCAACAUGAUCUCUUUAAAUUGUGACUUUGAUUCUUAUAAUUCGCCUCUAAGGACAUAUUUACAGCAUUAGAUCAAUCCUGCAUGUCCCUACAUAACCAGCUGAUACACUUGUGUGCUGUUUUUGUGCCUCCAGUUCAAAGUAGUUUUACAUCCGAGUUAAAGAGACACAUGUCAGCUGUAGAUAAUGGCAGCGAAAAGGCUUUGUCGUGUUUCGUCUGACUUCAAAAGGAAGAAAGUAGUGCUGAUCAUUAAUUAUAAUGACAACCAUUUUUUGUGUUUGGUUCCCUGUUGGUGUUUUUUUCUUCCAUAAAUCAUUGAGGGCUCCUGAGCUCAGCGUCUCGUUGACAUUUACGUCAAACUUUUCUUUGGGUAAAACUUUUUUGCGUGUCUUCCAGUGGAAUACGACAUGAUUUCUAAGACUUCAUUUAUACCCGGAUUUCCUGUGCUAAUUCCUUAAGCACAUUUUUAUUACAGCAGUCAGCAUGUGGGAUUUUUUUCACAGUCAGUCGUAUUACAAGUGUUAGUAAGAGUCUUUUUAAUCCACAUGUGUUGACUCUUUCAGGACAGAAACAGCUGAAGGGGUUUUAAAUGCUCCUAAAAAAGUCACUUUUUAUUAAUGUAGCUGAGGUGUGAGAUUUCUGUUUGACUCUGAGAAUUAACUAAUAUGAAGGAAAUUACAACGUCCUCAACAUCAACACCACAAAGAUUUUGUAUGAGGCAUUAAAUAUAACACUUAUCUCAAUUUUUUUUUAAAUCAGAACAUAGAUAUUUGAUAGUAUAAAAGCAUCUUAUAAAACGUGAAGUUUCACAUAAAGGAAAAAACAAUUCUGAAAGUUUUCACAAAAACCAAAACUUAUUUUAAAAAAAAGACAAGACUCACAAACUUCCCAUAAAAUGCAAAACUUUAAUUAAAAAAAAAACAAAACAUUUACAAAAUUUAAAAGCUUUUUCAAACAAAAAAACAUUUUUAAAAAUGCAAAAAAAAAAACAUUUUUUUUUUUAGGUUUUUACGAGUUUUUUUUUUUUUCUUUGUGCGAAGUUUUAGUUGUAAAGUGUUUUAUCUUGAUAUAAAAGGUUUUUAUGUUUCUGAAAAUAUUUUUGGUUUUGUAUUUAAUGAAUAAUUUUUGUGCUCUGUGAAUUGCUUUUGUAUUUUUAUUGACUAUUUGCCUUUGCAUAUUUUAAAAUGUUUUUACAUUCUCUGGUGUCUGGUGAAAUGUUUUCGGGUUGACUGAAAUGCUUGAAGGUGAAAAACUUUAAAUCAUGACACAGUUGACCUUCAGGGCCUCUAUAAAAAUUCUUCGACGGCAAAAAAUGACAGGAACUGUUUAAAAACAGCUUUAGAUGUAUAAAGCUGUUGUUAAAUUUGUGAUAAAUACAGGAAAUAAAAUAAAUAGUAUGCUUUAAUGUAGAUAUCAAGUAUACCCUGACAUACACAGGUUUGACUCUCCUGACAUAUUCAUGUGUUAUAUGAAUAUGUAGAUGGUUGCAUGUCUGAAAAAGGCUGAUAAUGAAUCAAUUACUUAUUUUGUUUUCUGUUUUUUUGGGGGUUUAUCAUCCUUUUUCAGUCUGUUUAAUUUAGACCUAUAUUAAAGUUGUUUUAGUUUUUGGAUAAAAAACACCUAUAUUGUCUUUAUUGAGUCAUAGGCUGAGGUAAAAAAACUGUGCUGGCUUUUUUCCAAGUGCAGAGGCCAGCCUUAAAAAGUAAUUACCAACAUUUUAACACCUUAUUAUUCAUCCAGUGCAGAGAAACUGACGUGCACUUCGUCUUUGUCAGCGGUAACGGUGUUCUGCCUUCUUGAUCUCUUCUCUCUCUGUAUGCGUGUUCGGACCUGCGGCCUCUGACUGUGCAGACCAGCUCUGCAGUGUCAGUUUGUUCCCUUGCGACUACCGUUAUCAUCAGCAGUCGCGACAACACCCUCCCUUUCCCUAGCCUACAGGAUUGCCAGGUUUCGCCUGUUGCUGUAGGUUUCGGUCGCCGUUUGGCAGCAAUGCUUAGACAAGCUGGUUCCUGUUCUUUUUCAUCACAGCCUGAUGACACUGACAGAAAACUCACUUUUCUGAAUGUGGGACUGGUGACUCGGGGGCACUCACACACUCACAAAAGUUACAGUUACACUUUAUGCCUGUUAGAUGUAGCUGCCACAGAUGUAAUUCAGAAACUCCCUUCGGGCAUUAUACAGGGUGUAGCCAGGCCUGUUGUUGUUUUCAGUCCUUAAGGGCAAGGGCAGUUUGUACAACCAAAUCAGGGCAGCUUGUAAUCCCCAAGACCUGGAUUUUGAUGUUUGGAGCUCGAGAGGAGAGCAAACAAGGCUGCAAGUUCUUCAUCCCGGGCUGUUACUGUGAUGCAUAAGCAGGGUGACCCCCCUCCUUUAACGCCUGACAUUCACACACACAAACCCCCCCUCCUGAAGCUGAGGGUGGAGAGAUGCUGAGGUCAAAGAAUCAGACACGACUUCCAGUACAGAAGGGGAGUCAUGGUUAAUCAUGUUGUCGCUGCCAGGAACCGUCGCACCAUGAAAAAAACAAAACAUUUCUGUCAGGAUGAUGCAACCAAGCUGUCGUCAUGAUAUUGAUCGUAGCAAUGACUCAUGACGAAUUAUAAAAAUGCUGAUACGUCAUAUUUGGUCUCUUCGGGAUACUAGGAAUGUCUUUGCAAGGUGGUUGUUGCAGAGAACUUUUUUAAAUAAUACUGAAGCAAAUUCUGUUCUUACAGAUAUUGGAGGGAGAGUUCAUAAAUGCAGCUUUUUCUCCAAUUCUAAAGCAGACUUUAUAUUUCUCUCCACAGCUCUUUGCUGAUAGCGACAGUGUUUGACCGAAGCGUUAACUGCCGGAGAGCUGCCUCUGUAAGUUUUCUACGAUCUCUAAAAUGAAGAUCUCUGCUCUUAAAUGAUAGAUGCUAAUUUUUGAUGUCUCUUUUUUAUCCCAGGCCGCCUUCCAGGAGAAUGUAGGACGACAGGUUUGUGACCGCAGUAUUGACUGCUUGUGUUUGAUGACUAACAGAAUCACAGCGAUUUGAAAUUUAGUUAAUGCCAAAUAUCUGGGGCCUUGCUCAAACUUGCAAAGGCUUUUUGAGUGGAGAGUCACUUUGCAAGGCUUUAAACCAACAACAUAGAUUUAUUACUAACAUUGUCUCUUUACAUCAUGCAUUUGAUUUACGGCGAGUGAUUUAUUUCCCAUUUUAUUAAAUUAACCAGCUCUGCCUUUAUUAAUGAAUUUGCUGCAAAUGCAUCGGAUAAUCGUUUGCUUCUCACUCAACAGGGGACAUUCCCUCAUGGUAUUGACAUCUUAACCGCAGCCGACUACUAUGCAGUGGGCAAUCUGAACAAGUGCUAUCUGACUAUUAGGUAAGACACAGUUUAAUUCCCCACAUUUUAAUUUUUUAGUGCUCUCUUUGGCCAUAUUUUCCCUAAUCUAUACACUAGUGGAGCUGCAGUCGGGCUGAUUCAUAAAAUCUUAGCUCAAAUACAAUCUUAGCUCAAAUACUCAACUAUUAAAGGAAAAAUUCUGAACCGUUCCUUUAAUUCAAACAGAAGCCUGGAUAUGCAUGCAUGUAGAAGCUCAUAAACCCUGACUCAAACAGCUAGAAUCAGUUUGAUGCACUCACUUGUGCAGCCUGAGUGUUUUCACCUGUUUUGACCUGAACAGGUGUUUAAACAGGAAUUGCAAAUGAGCUUCUGCAUACAUUACAUGUGCUGCAUCGCUCUUACACCCCAGCGUUUAUCCGUAUGAUCCCUGUUAAUCAAACUAACAAAGUAACACAAACUUUGCCAGUUUGUAAAGUGUGUUUUUCAGAAUAAGAGAUGAUCUCCCGCCAACUUUGUGCACACAGUUAGCUUGUUAGGACAGUAAAGUCACCACCACCAGCCGUUUUCAGGAGGUGACACCUACUGUCUGGCAGGAUUGUGUCGCCAACAGCAGAACAAACAUUCAGGUAGUCAAAUAAGGAAAGAUGCUAGCCUCAGGGUGUGACUGGAACUGCACCAAACACUAAAGACAGAAUUAAGAUUUAGAAAGUGAAAUGAGAUGGCUGAAAAAGAUUUAUGAUGGUUUCAUACUCAUCGCCUUGACUGACAUCUAUUCAGAAGAAAUUUUCUUUUUUUUUUUCUCCCCUCAAAGCGUCUACAUAGCCAGUUUUCCUGAAUACACAAAGGCAAUGAUAGAUCAUCUGAUUGCCAUGAAGGUUAAUCACUGGGACACGUAAGUACUUGUAUCACACGACUCCAUCUACUGUGAAUUCCCCUAAACGCCACCACAGCCCUCUUUGUUUUAAUUUUUCCUCUCUUGCAGAGCGAUAAGAGAACUUUCCUCUAAAGCACUCCACAACCUGACGCCUCAAGCGCCUGAAUACAUGGCAUCAACAGGUAAACAAUGUCACCUUACCGGUUUCUGGGGCCGUGGAGAAAGUAGAAAUCUUCAUGGGAAAUGAGUGAUAGUUGAGGAUGAAAACCUGCAGUUAUCACUCAUGACUUGAUACACUGUGUUUGUUUUCCUUGUUGUUUUUAGUGUUGCCACAGCUGUUACCCAUGGCUGUGGGCAUAGACCUGCACAGCAGACAUGGAGCCAUCCUGGCAUGUGCCGAGAUUAUUCACGCUCUGUAUAAACUGUCUCUUCAGACUAACAGGUAGUUAGUCAGAAUUUUUGACGUCCUUGUGCCUCAGGACUGUCAUUAGCUGAUAUAUAUUUAAGUUUGUGUGGGAUGUGUGUUUCCUGAUAGGCACCAAGGUGAAUACUUUACAGAGCAAUGAAUAUUAAAAAAAAUAAAUAAUGCCCAGGUUGAUUUUACGACUGAGGUUUGUAUGAAAGAGGAUUAGGGCCACAAAAAGAGACAAAAAAUAAUCACAGGAGGAAGAUUUUUUAUAUCCAUGUCAAGAGUAAAGAUGAAAUUUCGAGAUUAAAGUCGAAAUUUUGACUUUAUUCAUGUCGACUUUAAUCUAAAAUUCAAUUUUUUUUAAACUUGAAAUUCUAUGUUUUUCACUACAUUUUGUAAUCAGAUAAUUUUGACUUAAAUCUCAAGAUUUACAUUUUAUUUGAUUUAGACAUUUCUACGUUAUUCACGAAAUUUUCUCGAAACGUUGACUUUAAUCUGGAACUUUCAAUUUCUAAUCUCGAAAUUUCGACUUUACCGACAUAAUUUAGAUUUUUUUAAUCUUGUUAUUUCGACCUAAAUUUUGAAAUUUUUACUUUAGUCACGACAUUUUGUAAUCUCGAAAUUUCAACUUUAAUGUCAAAAUUUUAAUUUAUUUAAUCUCGAAUUUUUUUUCACGACAUUUCGACAUUUUGUAAUCUUAAAAUUUCAAUUUUUAUUCUCGAAAUUCCAACUUUAUCUACAUAAUUUUGAUGUUUUUCAUCUUGAAAUUUCGACUUUAAUUUCCUCUCUGUAAUGAUUGUUUUUCUCUUCAUGUGGCCCUGAUCCUCUUUCGUGGGUUUGGACUCUUGGUCUGUUCCACGAGACGUUUUGCACCAUUUCUUGUGUCUGACAAACUUGACAAAGAUUGAAAAAAAAAAAGCAUGCACAAAAAGUUAAAUACUGCUAAGCAAAUAGCAUCUCUGCACUAGUGUUGUUUGCACACAUUUAGAUGAGCCACUAUGCAUUCGUUUGGAGUAAAUUUGCUCCUUUCUUUACAAACAAGCCUCAAAAAAUAUACACCCAAUUCACCACUCGAGUGCUUACAGCCACAAGCAGUUAGAGUGAAAAUUUCAUUACCUGCUUCACGCUAUUACUGAAGGAUUUGCAAGCAAUGUCAUGCUCAGACUUUUUAGUGAUUAAGUGAAUGACCUAGAAGUGUGAUGCAUCUGCAAUGAAGUCUUUUAUUUUUUACAAUAAUCAGUCUGUGUUUAGCUCAGCCACUGCACACUCAGGCUGUGCCAUUUUGCAGUGAUUAAAUCUGAACUAGUUGAAUUUUUGCAAGCUUGCAACAGGAUGUCAGCUGGAUAUAAAGUGUGACAUGAACCUCACAGGAUUCAUCCAGCUCAUCAUAAAUAUGGAUAUAAGUUAUAAAUUAAUCUCAUAAAUUAGAUCUUGAGACGGAGCAGGUAUCAAACAUCUUCAAUUCUUGGUGCAAUUAGCAGCUGCAAUUUGAACCUUUUAGUCUCUAACUCAUCACAUAAGCAUUUUUAUGUCAGCCCAUAUUGGGAAAAUAGUUCUCAGUAUAUAGUGAUUCUGCUUUCUUCUCUAUUACUUUGAACAGAAACUAUUCUCAUGUCUCAUCUGUUUUUCUCUCACAGGAACGUGGUGGACAUGAUUUCCUCAGAAUGUGUGGACGCGUUAAAAAACAUUCAUCAGAUGGUAGGUGAUUCAAAGGAAGUCAACCAGAAAAUGUCGCUGUCACACUGUUGUUAACAUUCAACUCUUCAAAUUCUUUCAGCUGCAGGACAGGAAACAGUACAGGUAGGCAGAAACUUCAGUACUAGUCUGGUUUGAAGGUUAAAUACCGUUCUGGCCUCUGAUCCAAACUGUGCUGUUUUCUUUAGGGGUUUUGGUGGAGAGCUGAUGAGGCCAGCGAGUAAGUUCAAAAGCAAAUGAGAGGGUAGAUUUCCUCACCGUGGAUUAAAUAGUUAAAAGUUUUGUCAUGAUUCUGCACAUUUCAUCGGUUUAAUUUUCCUCCACAGUGUUCACUCUGAUAGAAAAGCUGUCCUUGUCCAAAAUGCCUUUUAAAGACGAGCCUGUUGUCGGUAAGUUAAAGUGUUUCACUCAUCUAUUUAAUGUUUUUGUUUUAUUUAAUAACCAAACCACAACUCUAAAACUGUGACUCUGUGUUUCAGCUGGCUGGCAGUCUCUCAUCGAUGACACCAUAAAGACCCUCCAUUUUAUCUCCAGUGGUGCAAAGGAUGCCAUUAUGGUAAGUCCAGUCACUAUUACUCUAUAGCCUUGUUUCUGUUAAUACUAUAUAAACUUUGUCUUCAUGUCCUAAUCUUUAUUCCUUUGUCUGCAGGAUGCCGCUGUAUUAGCUUUGUCUGCCUUAUGUGAGGAGUACUACCAGGCUGAACCAGGCCGGGCUGAUGCACAAAUGCAGGGUGUGUGUAAUUUUAUCAUUAUAUGUCUGAAUUUAAAGUAAAGGCUUCACAUUUUGACUUUUGGGUGUGUUUGUCUCGUCGACCUGUGCAGAUGUCCUGGUGUCUCAGUACACCGAAGGCCUACAGAAUCCUCAGAUGCUCACUCGCUGCGGAUCUGCCCUCGCUCUCGGCUGCCUGCCGAGAUUUAUGAUCCAUAGCAAACUGAAGCAGGUGUGUCAGGGAGGCUGUGCACAUUUUCCAGACGGUUUACACCCCUAUAAUCUCUCUCUUUGAAAUUUUCUGUGUUUCUGUGAUAGAUCCUUGAAGGUCUUCAGCAGAUGUGCACUGUCACCCUGAAAGAGGGAAAUUUUACCGAGGCGAGGAGAGAUGCAGUCAAAGCCAUAGCUCAGUGGGUAUCCACAAACAACACAUCUGUUUAUUUUGUUUUUAGAGUUAAAACUUUUGCUCUGUGGUUUCCUCUUUGUUCGGUGUCUUUCCUGUCUCCAUUGUUGCGUAGGCAGUAAUGCUAAAAUAAACAGUUGGCUGACGAUACCUGCAGGACCUGAAUGUCCAGCAGUUUUCUGUGCAGCUUCUUUUGAGCUUCCUCUAUCUAAUUGAUUCCCCCACUUUAUCAGAUCCUGCGCAUUUGCUGAUAACCUCCUUCUUUCUGUCUUCUUGUCCCCCUUCAGAGUGUCUGAGAAGGUGGGUGUUUGCGCUCAGGGCUCCCCAGAUUCAUCCCUCUGCUCUGAAAACGUCCCGGAGGUCUACGGCACUCUGCUCACCUGCAUGAACGACUACACGACGGACAGCAGAGGGGACGUAGGCGCCUGGUGCGUGAACUCCCACAGAACACACACACGCACAUAAACACUCACAGCAAACAGACACACACUUUUAUUUUGCCCCGGGGAGGAGGAACGCUCCGUCGCCCGAGGCCCCUGGUGUUUUUCUGUCCCUGUUUGCUCGUGUCGCUGGUAGCCCCGGGCCAUGCUUACCGCCUGGAAUGUCACCUGGCUUGUCACUUGGCCUCACGACACAGAAUGUGCUGCUUCUUUACCUUCCCCUCCCUCUGUCUCUUCAAUCUGUUUCUCUGUUUGUUUGUACAUACUCAUUCCUCAUUCGGUUCUUUUUAGUAUUUUGAUCACACAAGUUUACUCCUUUUUUUAUUUAUUUUUUUACCUAUUAUGGCCCUCUUUAAUGUUUGCCAAAAGGCAGGUAAUCCACAGUUCAACUCGAGGCCCGCGCACCUGUUUCCAGAUUUGACUUAAGGAUGAAUUAUCUGAUUAACAUUUCACGAAAACAAAUUGUCCCCCGCAGCAUCGACAGUCAUUUGACUAUUAAACUGCCAAAUCUGGCGACACUUCAGUGCGAUCUUAAUGUCGCCGCAUGUGUCUCUGUGUUAGAUCAUGUUUCUUCUUGUACCCAGGUCAUGAGUCUAAAGAGAUUAAACUAUCAAGUGUUGCUGCGGCGAUGAUUGAUGAGAUCCUGAUAAUUUAGCAUGAUUAAUUCUGUCGUGUGUUUGAAGGGUGCGAGAGGCAGCAAUGACCAGUCUGAUGGAUCUGACUCUACUGGUGGCUCGCAGCGCUCCGGAGAUCCUUUCGCCCGACCUGUAAGUAGCAAAACCGAGACCACUCCUUACUUCGUCUAACAGAACAGACAGACAAACUCCACCCUGUGUCUCACGGCUGGAGCAGGUGACCACAGAAGAUGCCAAACUUGUUGCUUUUUAAUUGCCUUUGCUGACUUUUGUGUCCCAAGGUGUGGCUAAAAUACCCCGGCUUAAAUAAAUCCAACUCAGAACAAAGUUUUGCAAGAAAAAAAAAAGGCCGGGUGAAAAAAAAAUGUAGGUUACGUUUAAUGACCCACCCUAAAAACUGUGAAAUUCAGUGGAAACAACUGUGUGAAGACAGCAAAGCUUUGAUUUCACUGUUAGAUCUGUGCAUCAAUCCUCAGCCGUUGGCACGAGCUGUGAAUGAUGACAAAGUAAUGAGGUGAUGGACAUGGUGAGUUUCUUGUGCACAGCGGGGGUUAGCCUUUAGCUGUUUUUACAUAUAAACUUUGAAUGAUGGCUGGGGAUUUAGGUGGGGACACUGUCAGGACUUGUCCCCUUCAAUAUGAAUUUGACUGACGGCAUUUGGAAAUAAUCAGUUUGUUUUAAAAGGAGAGGUUGUCACAGAGCGUAGGAGCACGUAUCUAAUAAUAACUGUUAAUUUGUUAUAAAUACAAGAUUUUUUUCAGAUGCAUCUAGAUUAUAAAUAACACUGUCGACAGGACGACACAGGCAGACCUCACUGUCACCAGCGCUCAGACAUUAUGCAACUGUUCCAAGGCAGCAGAGUCUGGAUCGUCACAUUCAGCUUAGGGGUGCAAGAUAUUGGCUCAUUAUGUUGUAGCUUGUUCCACUUGAUAAAUAGGAGACUGUAAAUCACUCGUUUCUAAAAAAAUAUGUCUUUAUGGACAUGAUCGAGCAGAAAAAACAGGGUUCCUACGCAAGUAUGGAGAAGUAUGGAAUUAAUUUGAUCAAUUUCCAGGUCUUAAAAAGUAAAAUAAAUGAAAAAUAAAGUAUGGAAAAAUAUUUAGGUUUCUAGACUAAUGCCACAGGAAAAAGACAUGGUUUUCUAAAAGAGAAAAGGAGGUAUUUCCAAAAAUAAUUCUAAAAAGUAGGGCAUGGAAAAGUAGGGAAUUUCUAACUGCGUAAGAACCCUGAAAAAAUUAACUUUAACUUAAGGUUUUUGGUCUUUAAGGAUGAGGCCACAGUAAAGAGGCCCACCAUGCAAGUGUCAAAUAUUCUGAUGUGUGUAGCUGCCAAGUUCAGAAUAAAAGUUUGCUUUGUUCAAUUUUGUUGGGAUUUUCCUUUUUUUUUGUAUGCACGCAAAAAACGGAAAACAAGGACUACUUUAAUAAACAUACUGGUGUCAUUUAAUGCUUAAAAAAGUCGAAUUGAACCCUUGCACACUGAUUUAGAAGAGAUUUCAAAAUAUCAGGAUAUAUAUCUAUUAUUUUUCAACCAUACUGCGUAGCCCCUAAUUCUAAGGAGAAUAUUAAAAGCUAAUUUUGGAGCAGGGGAUGAAAGAAGUUUUUUAAAUCUGAAGAAAGCUCAACGAUGAGCAAAGUGCAUCAAGUUUUGAACCUCUCUUGCGUUGCAUUUACUUGCCCUGCGGGCUCCGAUGCUCCGCACUGCUACCAUCUUUCCCCUUCUGCACCUCUCUCACAAAAUCUCAGGUGGGUUGACUUUGCCCAUCAUUUUUUUCUACCAUCAUGAGGUGAGGUGAGAUGAGGUGUAAAUAUUCCACUUUGAAAUGGCAGGAUACAAGAGCCUUCAACAGAAUGUGGACCCAACUCAUCCUUGAGGGUUUAUGAAUCUUGAAGUUCUUGGGAUAUCCCAAGAGGACCUGAAAAUGGUUUCCAGGGAGAGAGAUGUCGAAGGAUGACUUAGCUUUUAGCUCGCUGCAACAGAGCAGUCCCAGAUAUAGAAGAAAGUUAACAGAUGAGUGGAUAUUGGUCAUGAGAACUCAACAAUGAUCUUUGUGAAGUAACACACAGCAUGGCUUUCUGAGCGUGCUCAAAACCCCUUUUCUUUUUCCUCCUUUUAUUCUCCAUGUCAGGGUGAAGUGUACCAUGUGCUGCCUUUCCCAGCAAGCAGCAGAAAAGAUUGACCGCUACAGAGCCCACGCUGGAAACAUCCUCCUUCGCCUCCUCCACAGCACAGACCCUGCAGUACCCCACAUCCCCCACAGGGAGGAGCUGCUGAGCAUUUUCCCUGAGUGAGUAACCCCUGUCCUAAACUAACUCUAAGAGGAUUUAUACCAACACUUGAUUCAAAGAUUUAAAAAGAAAGUUUUUAGGAUUAUAUUUUCUCAUAUUUGUGACUUUCUUUUCUUUCUUUCAGGGAGACCUUAACCAGUCUGAACUGGAAUGCCCCAUCCCAAGCUUUUAAGUACAUCACCCAGCUGCUGAGACUGCCUCAGUAUCAGCACCACACCCUGCUGGGCCUCACCGUGUCUGUAGGAGGGAUCACAGAGUCCACGGUAGGUCAGUUUUAAUGGGAGGAGUUAAACAUUGUCAGAUGUCGACAGGUUUAAAAGAAAAAAAGGAAAACAUAAAGUGUUGCACAGAAAAGGCAUGAAAAUCUCUGAUCAAUCAAUCUAGAUAAAUAAAUGUGCUUUUGUUUUGUAUGUUAUGAAGAGGCAAAUUUAUACACGUCUUGUUUACCCAAAGACUGAGGUUGGAGGGAAGUGAAACAACAAGCAUAAAACAAGUUCUGGUUUUAAACUGAAAGGAAGCACUAAAUAAUCCCACAAUUUACCAAAGACGAGGUUUUUGUAAGAGAUAUUUUCCACUCCACAAGGGAUUUAGUGGAAGUAUAUAGUAAAAAGAUGAAGUGAUAUAUGCAUGAAGUUAAGAAAAGAGCGUGAUUGAUCUCAGCAUGUAGUCACUCUUAACUGUUGUUUUAACCUUUUACUGCGAGCGUGUAAAAAUAGAUCUCCUGAAGACGACUGACUGUGGAGGAACUUCACGGAUAGAUGUUGGUUAAACCUGCUGCCAGUAAUCACAAAAUCAGCUCUCGCUUGUUAUUGUUGUCAGAUUCUUUUUGGCCAACAGGGGGAGCCAUGUGUCUAAAGUCGUCGGCCUUUGAAACCACACUGCCUCACUCUCAUUUUAAAGUCCUCUGUGACAGGUAUCAGGCUGUUUUUUAACUCCACACUGUGGCAACCAUCUGAUCUUGAACUAUUGAUCCAGAUUGAGGAGUUCCUGAACAUGUUUUCCCAUCGGCUUUUUAACCCACUGCUAAAUAACAGCUUUGAAACCUGUCUCCCCCUCUGACCUCUUGCACACCAUCACUCGGGGGGUUCAUGUGGGGCCCCUAAAUGGGGGUUGAUCAAGUUCUCUCUCCUCCUCCUUUUCAUGCUCCAGUUUGACCUGCCCUAAUAAAAGCAAUGCUUUAUAAGUGAGAUUUAUGACGGCAAGGGUAUUCUUAACAUUCACUGUUUGUGGAUAUAAUAAAAGAAAAAUAAGUCUAAAGCCUGUAACAGCAGCAAAAUCAGUAAGGCUGGACUCAUCUGCCAGUUGAGACUGUAAACAUAUUCCCUCAGAGACGAUCUGGCUCCGGUUUUGCUUUUACCUCCCGCUCCUUCAGCCGCGGAGACGUGACGGACUGAUAUGUUUGUACAGGGUUGAAUGCAAGAAAUGGAGCCAGCACUGCAUCGAUACGUGGGCCAAGAUUACCAUUCUCACACCACAGGCACAUAUUCACACAGGCCAGAGAGAUGAAGCAUCCACUAACUUUCCAGGAGCUGCGCUGAAAGCCAGCCAGGAUGUCCACAGACAAGAGCCAAACAGCAAAACAGUCAGAGUCGAGACUCUUUUUAACAAAAUGUGAUUCACAUGCAUUGACUUUUAGUUUGUGCACAUUUAAAAGAAUCAAGAUCCAACCUUAAAGGGAUGUUCUGGCGUAAAAUUAAGUUAGGGUCAAACACUGAGUUAGACACCCUGUCGAGAGAUGAAUGUUCCCGACCUCUUGCUUCUCUAGUUAUACCAACUUUAGUAACAAUCGCAAGAUAGCAAUACAAAGCGGUCUGAGGAGCCAUAAACAAACUUCGACCAAAAAGCCACAAAUAAUGCUCAGAACAGCAGCUAACUUCAUCAACAGUACAUACAGGGUCCCAGCCACAGCACUAGCCACCAAACAUCUUUUUAACUUUGCGUGAGACUAAAUACAACUCACUUACUCUCUUCUAGCAGCUGCUUGUUUGUAGUGAGACCUCGGGCCAGCCCAUCACAAGCUACAGUGGGGUGACGCAGCUCAAGGAAGAACAUUUAUGAUAAUUUCUUCAUGGAAAUGCAAUCAGACCGAGACGUUAAGGCUAAAGAACUACCACGUCUGCAGUGCAAAAUGAUUAAUAUGGUGAUUAUUACUUCAAGGAAGUGAUAAAGUAAUGAUGACCUAAAUUAAUUUUAUGCCGGAAUACCCCUUUAAAGAAACAAAUAUUAUUUUUUUUUAUGAUUCAACUUUUAUUGACUUUAAAUUUUAUUAAAGAAAUAAUUAAAAAAAGGCAAAAAGAUACAGUCUUAUGAAGGAGAAGGAGAAGUAAAAACAAGUACAUAAAUCCAAGACAGGUAAAAUUAGUCCGUGCUCAAUAUGUUAAACAAUCUUACCAAAUACAACCACCACAUGUGUUGCAUUGUCCCAUGUGAACUUUCUACAGGUAGUCUUCCAGUAAAUAUAACCCUGUAAUAAACCCAGUCUACCUUUACCUCCAUUUCCAUGCCAGCCUCUCCAGAACAUCCCAUAAUGAUCAGUCUAAGCUGAUGCAUUUUAGCCACCUUGUUAAGAAUAGUCUAAAAAACAUUUCUCAAUAUAUUUAUCAAUGCCAUUUGUGAUACGAUAGGAUAUCCUUUCAAAAGAAACAGAUAUUUAAACUCAGUGUGGAGCAGAAAACCAAACACGGCGUCUCCAUGCUGCUUUGUUGACGUUGGGUUGCUAUGAUGCAAGCACCAAGGUUGUUCCUGUAGUCAGAUGAAAUCAUCAGUUUUGCAAUUGAUCCUUCCACGGCCCCGAAAGUUCACACAGAACACAUUUGAUCAAACCGGCCGAUAGUUGAGAUAGUCCAGACAUUUUUUUUUAUCUGCAGUGUUCAGUAAAUCAGAGCACCUCAAUUUCCAUUCUCACUUUUACUUUGCAAUAAAAAGUGUCAGGAAACGUCUCAGCUCCAGCCUCACCGCAGUGAUUGUGUGACUGUUUAUUUCUGUCCACUCCACUUUAGCUGCCCCCUCUCUUCUGCUCUCUUUCAGGUGCAUUUUUCCUCUCAGUGGUUGUUUGACUAUCUUAGAGGGAUUCAGAGAGACAAUGCAGCACUUUCACAGUUUGGAGACACCCUGCUGAGCGUCUUCAGGGACAACCUCCGCAAUGACAGGUACUUUUUGGAAACUAUUUAAAUCUUUCCUUGAUUCAUUUCUUUUACUCUAAUGUUGCUCCGCUCCCUCUUUUUUUAUGCAGUAAGUUAUUUCUGAUUUCUCGUUUUUGUGCCUUUUCUUCAGAGUUUCCAUUCCUUUCCUCAAAAUGCUCAAUCAGAUGCUCGCUAACAGCUGCUUCGAAAUCUUCACCACACAAGAGAAGUGAGUAUUUCUCCAGCUUUAUUAAAACAAAAAAAGAUCAUCGAAGGCCGGUAUCUGCAAAAACGGACUUCUUUCUCUAAUCCCUUUCCUUAGUCAUCCGUUCUGUGUGGAACUUCUGACUCUCUGCAAAGAGUCCAAGAAGGCCAAAGAUAUUUCCAAGCUGCUGGCCUGUAUAUCUGUGUAAGUCUUCAUCCUCACUGAGUGCACAUUUUCUACCGCACCGAGGCAGAAAAGACCAUCUGUGCUGACUGUGCUGUUUGCUGUUUUGCAGCUUUUGCGGGCUGAUCCAGUUCCAGGGGGAUGUGAGGAAGAAGGUUUUGUUCCAGCUGCUGAUGCUGCUCUGCCAUUCGUUUCCAGUGGUAGGUCCGAAAGGAACGGAGGAAUGCUAGACCAACUUUAUUGGAUCGAACGGGCUGACACUAAACACUACAAAAAUGCAGCAUCCUUCUUCACGCAUGGCAUUCGCAUUAUUUAAAUGCCCGUAAAAUAUCAUUUAAGCCUGCAGAGUUAGCUGGUUAUAUUGAAUUACAUUAGAGUAUUACCAAGCCAGACAAGGAAUGGCAAUAUCUGUCAAGCAUUUUGGACCAACCACGAUAUAGGAUCGGUGUGAGAUUUCUACAUACUCAAACUCUGGAUACUGCCACACUUUUAAUACCACCUGCUUUAAAACUGAUAUAAUUUCCUUGAAGGAGCAGUGAUGGUCGGUCAUUACAUGGUCAUGGAUAAAUGUUUGAGAGAGAAAACGAAGGGCCAAUUCAGAUGCUGUUUUUAAUUGUUUCAUAGUGAUCACGCUCCCCGCAUAAAUGCACAGGAAAUUGUGGGAUUGUGUAAGUUUGAAAUUUGUGUUUUUCCCUGAUUCACCUUCUGUCAAAGCUACUUCACCACCGACUGUUCUUAUUCACAGGCUGCCAAACACUGACGUUUAGUAGAGUCCUUUUGGUAAUAAUACUAGAACUUUAUUUAUCCCUGAGGGAAUUUCAUUUGCCUGGAGUCUCAGAUAAACCUAGUUAUAAUCUGACCUGCGCUGUGGUGGUAAAGGUAGUAGCUCUGUAAGCUUCUGAAAUGCUGGCAAACAGCAGAUCCAGGAUUUGUUUUCUUUGGUAGGACAGUUAACAAACCGUGUAAAUCCACACAGAUGAGCAGAGAGGGUCUCCUGAUGUUAUUACAAGUGCCUCAGGAUGUUGAGUCUGUAUCCUAGCAACAGUAUCAUAAAAAACGUCAUACAGAACUUCAGCCGUUGCCUUGGGUAGGAUGUAUACAUGUAUUGUUAUGAUAUGACUGAACUCACUUGGAACAUAAUAUGUAUGAAAAGCAACUGCCAACAGUUCAGUAUCUGGAUAACACAACUUCUCCUUGACAGUUAUGUGUGAGGAGUUACACCAUCCUUGGUUAACCCCCUCUGACCAUAGGUGAAAUAUAAACAGAUUUUUUUUGUUUCUAAAAAUUUCCACCAUGGAAAACCUCAGUGGCCUGAAACUCUGUUCAUGUGUGGACAGGAGCUCAAAACACAGAGAAAAACAGCCUUUUAAUGAUUGUCACACAGGUGUAAAAACAUGUAUGGGGCCUAGGUUAUAAGACAGCAAAGCCACCUUUUCCCAGUAUAUGAAUCAGUAUGGCUAUAACUUUAACUGCAAAGCAAAUUGAACGUUCACUUUCCCUCUAACCUCAGAUCAGGAAGACCACAGCCAGCCAGAUGUACGAGAUGCUGCUGUACUAUGAUGACGUGAUCGAUCCAGAGGUGUUGGACGAGGUCACCACCCUGCUGAGUGACACUAACUGGUUCGUCGCCUCAUUCGAUUAAGCUGUUAAAUCCUCUUUGUUUGGUCGUGUUUGUGACACUUCCUCGCUGCAUUUCACCUCCAGGGAGAGCAGCCUCGCUGAGGUGAAGCCCUACAGGAACCAGCUUUGUGAUCUGCUGGGAGUCCCCAAGCCACAGCCGAUCGCCAAGGUAACCAUCAGAGUGAAGAUUCCUGCAAACGAAGUUAACUCCAUUUAGCCUCUUAUUGGAGAUCUUAACAUCACAACUCUCUUUGAUCCACAGGGUGCUGUCCCCAUGUCCUGAUCGCCUGAAGUUCAAAUCAAGGAGGAAAUGCAAAUAAAAUUAGUGGGUAACACGCAAAAAAAAAAUGAAAAAAACUGAAAGACUGGACUGUGAGUGCGGCUCACAUGAAGUUGCCUUGAUUCAAACUGCUUAUGCAAGGUAUUUCAUAAAGCACUUGCGUCGUGACAGUCCAAACUUAACUGGACUGUUGGUUUUGAUAAAAGCACUAAUGUAUAAAAGAUGUGGAACAAUUUAAAGCAUAUUUAAGCGGCUGCCAAGUUUACAGAGAAGAAAAAUGAAUGGUUCUGUAUUUGGGAAUGAAAUAACAAAAUUUAAUCAGACGGAAAAAAGUCCCCGGCAUCAUGAGUUUCAGAUCAGAGUUUCAGUUUGACAGUGCACAUGAUUGAAGAAUAUCAAAGGUUAAAGCUGGAUCUACUUUCUCGCUAAUAAAACAUUCAUAAAAGAACAUUUGUUCUAAGAAGCCCUCGCACCAAUUUAUCGCUACCCGAGGAGUUUACAGGCAAUAAAUGGUCAAAAACAUCACAAACUUCCUUUGUUGGUGGUUAUUCUUGCU